Macrosiphum euphorbiae (potato aphid) is the source of this 1677-nucleotide messenger RNA. NCBI's taxonomy places the organism in Eukaryota, Metazoa, Arthropoda, Insecta, Hemiptera, Aphididae. The record is from the annotation of a GenBank genome assembly.
AUGAUUUCAGCGAUCAACACAUAUACUUGGAAUCAAACAAGUCAUACAAAAAGUUUUCCUGACGACAUCCUAGCUGUAUCGUAUGAAGAUGGCAAGUGGAGCAAACCAUAUUAUGAUUGUGGAGGUGGAAAUAUAUGGAUGCUUACAUAUACCGUACCAUUUUUUGCUUUCAAGGACGCCAAGUAUUUUUUCAAGGGGACCAGCGGAAUCGAUAUCGACUUAAGGAGAGUGGAUAUCGACCAAUGUAGUUUGCCCGAAGGCAGUACAAAGCUGAACAUUUUUGCCUCUUCAAAUAAAUGUAAAAUGGACACUACUCAAUGUGUCUCGUUGGCUGGAUUUGGCUUUCGUCGUGGAAGUUACAAGUGUGUGUGCCGUAAAGGAUAUUAUUUUCCAAAUAUCACAAGCACCGAAAAGUCGUUCAAUGGCAUCGUAGUAGAAGAAGAGUACGAAAAGCUUAUGUUGGGAAAACCAAAUACGUAUAACAUCGACAUAAACUUUCAAUGUAAAAAAUGUGCCGAAGGUUGUGACGAUUGCGUCGAUUUUAGUCCAUGCAUCGCCACCUACGACAUUAUACUUCGAAUCACAAUACUAUUAUUAACGCUCCUGGUGAUUGGAUUUCUACCAAUGGUAGCUAUAUUUACGUUCAAAUAUAGUGAUCUCAAGAUUGUAAAAGCCGCUAGUCCAGUGUUGUUACAGAUAAUAAUCUUGGGAGCUUUUUUUAUGUAUACAACGAUCAUCGUCAUGUACCCAACACCAAAUCUAGUAACGUGCACUGCACGAUUUUGGCUCAGGGAAAUUGGAUUUUCCCUCACAUACGGCGCACUCAUGUUGAAAACUUGGAGAGUAUCUCAAGUGUUCAAAGUGAACUCGGCGAAGACCGUUCGCAUCACUGACAAGCAGCUAAUUAAACUUCUGCUUCUAAUGAUCGCAUUUGUCACCGUGAUACUGUUCAUCAGGACCAUGGUGUCUCCACCACACACGAUUGUCGGUCGCACAGCAGACAACCUUAAAACAGAUAUUUGUCCCACAGAUUGGUGGGAUCACUCGUUUUCUAUUCUGGAAGUUUUAUUCUUAAUUUGGGGUAUCCGGUUGUGUGUAAUGGUUCGAAAAACGCCGUCUGCUUUCAAUGAAAGUCGGUUCAUUUCUAUAGCCAUAUAUAAUGAAUUUAUCAUGUCCGUAUUUCUCAAUGUUUCCAUGAUAUUUUUAAAAUACCCAGCUAAUCCAGAUUUACAAUACGUCAUAUUUUUUUGUCACGCUCAACUUACGGCAACCGUAUUACUGGGACUUUUAUUUGGCAGUAAGGCUUUGAUAAUAUACAAAGGCGAACACAAGGUGGAAGAGACGUCUUCUCAUAAAAUAACUACACAAAAGCUGAAGUUCAAUAGUAAACAAAAACAUUCUGAUCCGUCGUAUGAAAGUAUAAGUGACAACAAAGAAAGCGCAGAGCUCCAGGAAAUUCGAAUCCUAAGAACCACCAUAGAGAACCUUAUAGAAGAGUUUCUCAAGUGUGGACCAGCAUAUUCUGACUAUGUGUUAAAACUACAGGCCAUGUUGGAAGUGAUGAAGAACUCUAAGUUGGGCGAAAGUGAAGAAUUACAGCAGAAAUUGGCAUUGAGCAAUGGCUGCGUUAUCAAAGUGGACAGUAAUAAAGAUGUUUCGUGUACAAAAAAAAAUUAG